Molecule: messenger RNA, 2774 nt
Organism: Orbicella faveolata
Lineage: Eukaryota; Metazoa; Cnidaria; Anthozoa; Scleractinia; Merulinidae
Product: dynein axonemal assembly factor 19-like
Biological process (GO): epithelial cilium movement involved in extracellular fluid movement; inner dynein arm assembly; determination of left/right symmetry
Cellular component (GO): outer dynein arm
Source: RefSeq, a predicted model, not a curated record
ACGGGUCCCUGGGCCCUAACCGGAGUGGAGAGGUUUCUAUCUCCACCCGACAGUAGGACUGGAAACGAACACACUCUUCUUUGGAACCCAGUCUCCGCGCUCAUAUUGGUUAGUUACAGUGUGUGCCGAACGAAAACAAGCACUCUGUUGUCAGCCACAGUCAAGUUCUCCCUUACGUUUAGAAUUAUGAAUGACGAUGAAGGAAUUGACUUCCGUAAACUUGAAAAGGAGCUUGCUUUAGCUGUUGAAGCGGACGCUAAGUAUGUUCGGGAGAACGACGCGAAAUUUCGCGCUGUGGAACAGCGAGUAGCAAGCUAUGAGGAAUUUCGGGAUAUUGUCAGCGCGGCUCACUUGAGACCUCUGGAACGAAAAGAUAUCACCGGUGAAAAGUCUCGCAAACAACCUUGGAAUCCUCAUGCCCAUAGUAAAUCACAGACAACGUCAACAAACUCUAAUUUACCACUGCCCUCUGUCUCAAAAAUGCCUCAGACUACCCAUGAGUUUACCAAGGUUUGGAAACGUCAGUGUAAAACAGAAUUAGAAAAAUAUCAACUUUUGCUUGGAAUUGGUGGCCAGGGACUAAGAACUAUUUUCAAAGCAGAGAUAAGCAUGGGACAUUUGGGAGAAUUUCUUGUUAUUCUUCACAACUGCUUGGAUGAAAAAGACACAAACAAAGUUUUUGACAUUCUCCAGCAACUCUCAAGAACAAAUAGGUUUGACCUUUCUCUAAAGUUUCUUGGCGAGGAAGAGAAAGUUGUGGCAUCAAAGCUUUUCAAACAACUGGAGGCUAAUAUCUGUGGAUCAGAAUCAGAAGACAGAGAAAGUGAAGGAGAAAGAAAAGUUAAUGUGGAGUUGAUUCAGGAACUGAGGAGAACUUAUGGUGUGAUAGGUUGACCAGACUAGUUGAUUUCCUAGUCUUGCUGGGACAAUGAUAUACUGUUUGUACACUAUAGUUGAAACAUCUAGUUACUCUUUCUGGGAGCCACGGUUGGCCUCAUGGUUGGUGUGCUCACCUCUGGAUUGAGUGGUUCAGGUUCAAACCCUGCCCAGAGACAGUGCCUGUCUCCACCUAGGUGUACAGGUAUAAAUGGGUACCAGGGAAUUUUAUGCUGCAAGAUAACCCUGGGAUGGACUAUCACUAUCACCCCAUCCAGGAGGGAGUAGAAAUACCCCUAGUAACUUAAUGCUGCAGAAACUGGAGAUAAGUGCCAUUGGCUCUUAUGCAGACUUAACGCAGUAGUAUGCUGUACCCUACCUUUAUUCUUUCUCCAGUCUUAAAUCACCUUUUAAUUCAAGAUCUUCAUCAACAAACAUUAGGUAAUGCUACAGCAAUACAAUACAUUUAUCAAAUAGUGCAUAGUUUUAUUGUUCAUUAAUACCUCAAUCAGAAUAUUUGAGUGGUUGCCCAAGGCUUGAACGCACAGUGCAACAUUGCAGGCAAUUUGCUUCCAAGGGCUAGCCUAAAUCGUUCACGACGGAAAUUGUUCACCUUACUAUUGCUGUCUUAACCAGUGGACAAUAAUCCACAAAAUAUUGCACAAAAUGCUGCACCAUGUGUCAGGGCCGAGGGAAAGAUCAGUUUGUCAUUCCCAAAUGUGGUUGUGGUCUCUUAUGAGUGUGUGCAAACGUAUAACAGAUUUGGAGUGUAAUUCAAAUGGGGAUUUCACAGUGGUUGUCAUAGGUUGAGCUGGUCACUUACAAGAGUGAUUGCAAGGAGAGUUUCAACUGUAUAUCUUAUAAACCAAGUGAAGAUGCCAUAUUGGAAAGAUAAUAGCCCCAAGUUUUGACAGUACAUAUCGAGGGAAAUAAGAGCUGCAGAAAAGACCAAGGACUGAUGUUGUCCCACUCACUAGUAUGGUCCCAAACAAGCCUGGUUAAUAAGAGAUUUAUUACCACAUCUUGAAAUGCAAUAAAGAGUUCACCUAUUAGAGUAGGUUGGAAAAAUCUCAGAAGCCACACAUCUCUUUAGAACCUGUAAUUUCAUUUGCCCCUUGUUUCACGCCUCUGUUGUUGUAAGAGUCAGGUUCAUUGUUUCUGUUGCUUGUUCGAUUGUUUUAUCAGCCAAUCCUGUUAAAUCUUCUGAAACAUGUGUUUCACUUCAGCCAUUGGACGUGCAAAGCUAAAGUACUCUGAAUGGCUGACAUUCGUUGAAGGUCUUCUCUGAUUGUCACUAGAGUUAUCCCAUCAUCUAAAGAGGUCUCUUUCAUGAUGUCUUACGAUGUCAUUAUAGAAAACAAAUUCAAAUACAUGUAAAUUACUACAGCACCUUUUAAUUCACAGUUCUCCCACACCAAAAUGCACAAUGAAUAUGUAACUAAAGUUGUCUAAUGUUAUGACUAGUCUAACAAGUGAGAAUUAUUAUUAACACUGUUACAUGUAAUUCUCAUUUGUUAUUACAAUACAUAAAUGGAAACCUCUUUCUUUAGGACAUUAAUAACUAACAAAUAACACUGAAUUCUACCAAGAAAGUAAAUCACAGAAAUCACAAUUUACAGUGACGUAUGACUAUAUUUACAUCUUAACCUGAUUUUUUAAAAACCCAGUGGUUAGAAUUUCUAAGUUAUUUGCACAUACCAUUUGAUAAGUCACGAGAUUGAAGUGCUGGAUCAGAUUAUUUUGCCAAGAAAGUAUUCAUUUUACUUAAAGCAAAAUUUCCAACAUGGAUAAUUUAUUUUACGUUCAAAGAAUGGACAUUUGCAACAACAAUAUUUUGUGCAUUCAUCUUUUAUUUCCUUGCUUAUGCUCCAACUUUGUCACAUGCCAAAAAAAAAAAA